CGUAGGCCGCGCACUGGGGGAGGGGUGUGCCGCGGCGUCUAGAGUCGCGUCCGUCCUGGUCCUCCCGCGCGCCCGGUAGCCCGCCGGUCCUCCUGCAGCCCGCCUGCUGGGCUGGGCCGGCUCGGCCGGGCCAUGGAGUCCUACGACAUCAUCGCCAACCAGCCCGUGGUCAUCGACAACGGUUCAGGGGUGAUCAAGGCUGGCUUUGCAGGAGACCAGAUUCCUAAGUACUGUUUCCCAAACUAUGUGGGGCGGCCGAAGCACAUGCGGGUUAUGGCAGGAGCCCUGGAGGGAGACCUGUUCAUUGGACCGAAAGCAGAGGAGCACCGGGGGCUACUGACCAUCCGCUACCCCAUGGAGCAUGGGGUGGUGCGGGACUGGAACGACAUGGAGCGCAUCUGGCAGUACGUGUACUCCAAGGAUCAGCUGCAGACCUUCUCGGAGGAGCACCCAGUUCUCCUGACGGAGGCCCCGCUGAACCCCAGUAAGAACCGAGAGAAGGCGGCAGAGGUGUUCUUCGAGACCUUCAAUGUCCCUGCACUGUUUAUCUCCAUGCAGGCCGUGCUCAGCCUGUACGCAACAGGACGCACAACAGGAGUGGUUUUGGACUCGGGGGACGGGGUCACUCAUGCUGUCCCCAUCUAUGAGGGCUUUGCCAUGCCACACUCCAUCAUGCGGGUAGACAUUGCGGGCCGUGACGUCUCUCGGUAUCUGAGGCUGCUGCUGCGCAAGGAGGGGGCUGACUUCCACACCUCGGCUGAGUUUGAGGUUGUCCGGACCAUCAAAGAGCGGGCCUGCUACCUGUCCAUCAACCCACAAAAGGACGAGGCUUUGGAGACAGAGAAGGUGCAGUACACCCUUCCAGAUGGCAGCACGCUUGACGUGGGGCCUGCACGCUUCCGGGCCCCCGAGCUGCUGUUCCAGCCAGACCUGGUGGGGGACGAGAGUGAGGGGCUCCACGAAGUGCUGGCCUUCGCCAUCCACAAGUCCGACAUGGAUCUUCGCCGGACGCUCUUCUCCAACAUCGUGCUUUCUGGGGGCUCAACACUCUUUAAAGGCUUUGGAGACAGGCUGCUAAGUGAGGUGAAGAAGCUUGCCCCGAAGGACGUCAAGAUCAAGAUCUCAGCUCCUCAGGAACGGCUGUACUCCACAUGGAUCGGCGGCUCCAUCCUUGCCUCCCUGGACACCUUCAAGAAGAUGUGGGUAUCCAAAAAGGAAUAUGAAGAAGACGGUUCCCGUGCGAUUCAUCGCAAAACCUUCUAAUGCCCAAGGAAGGUGGACAUACUGGGAGAGACGGAGGAAAGGGGAGCCAGAGCCCUUGACCCCUUUUGGUCUGGGUUCAUGUUCUAGGCUUAGGGUCCCCUGCAUGCCCUGACCCCGGCGCAGGUGGCGCAGUCGUGCUCACCUGUAGCCAUCCCCUCCCCUGUGCUCAACACACACACACACACACACACACAGAGUAAUGUCUAGCUGCAUGGAUGGCAGUCCCAGCUGGAGCAUAGAAGUUGAACCCAACAUUGAGUUGGUGUGGAUGACCCUCUAGGCAGAGCCACUGGCCUAUGGUUCCGUGCUCCAGCUUUGAAGUUCCAAGACCAGACACUCUCGCGCUCCCUUUGCUCUAAGAGGCUCCCCAUGGGGCUUGAGCCCCUGGUGUGGCUGAAGGGAGGGAGGGCAGCGGGAGCUCCUGUGGGGUGGUGAGGCACGUUGGUGUGUUUCGUGCCACCUCCUCUUUCUGGCCUGACAGGGCUGCCUAGACCCUUGCACACCCAGUCCUGCUGGGCAAAUGUCCUAGAUAGGACUGGCUGGGGAACAGUCCUCCAUUCCCAAUGAGGGAGUGUGGCCCAGGGUCAGAGCGUCAGAGCCAUGGGUGGCCACAGCUGGUGGCUUGCCCCACUCCCUUUCAAAGCGCUACAAUGAUCUGCUUUUCCCUCGGUGCCCUGGACAGGAAGGGGUUAAUGAUCUGUAUUUGCUGAGGAAAAGCCACUUAAUCAGGACUUAGGCCCAAAGGGUAGGUGGGUCCUCAACCUCCCUCAAGAAAGGUCUUCGCUGGGACCUGGGUCCCACCUCCCUCUCCAGAUCUGAACAAUAAUUUAACACAGUUGCCUGAAAAAUAAUUCUUUUUAUAAAUCAUUAUAGUAAUAAUUAUGGACAAAGCCCACUGUGUGGCUCUGAUUCUUGUGGCUCUGUGUGCUCUCAUUUGCUCACCCAUCUCUGGGGAUGCUGAGAGAAAGGACCAGAGGAAACUCAGCAUGACACUGGCAUAGCUCAGGAGUUUGAGGCCUUCCGUGGUUGGCAGGGCAACAGGACAAACUAGAGCUGCCUCUGUACCCUCUUGCUGUGACCUGCUAGGGGAGGCAGAGCCAGGCUGCUUUCCCUGCAUGCUCCUGGACAGGGCUGCUGGGUGGGCCUCACAUCUCACAUAUCAUGUUGGGGGCACCUCCACAGGCCUGCCGGGAUGGUGCGGGUGCCAGCAGUGAUGCAGGCUUGUCAGCUUAGGGCAGGAUGAGGAGGGAGGGCCAGCCCGGGAAUGGACUAGUCUGAGGGAAGCAGCAGAGCAGUCUGCGGGAGCGCUGCAGGCAGUGGGAGCCCAGCAAGUAGGGAGUCUGCAUGCCGAAUGUCAGCACCUACAGGAUCCGGCUUUGCCCCCUCAGAGCAUUCAGCUUAGAGGAUAGACAGCAGCCAUUUUGGAGCAGCACUGGGCAGACACCUGAACCCACAGGUGGGCUCGCUGGCUCCUAGGAGCGCCAGUCAAUUGGUGGGUAGGGAGAGUCCUUUGAUAGUGAGGCAGGAAGGCAGGGAGAGUCGGCAAGGAAGGGUAAAUUGGUCUGUGGCACAGAGACAUAAACCAAAGAGGUUGGCUGGGCUAGCAUGUGGAAGGCCUGGAGAAGGAUGUUAGCUGUGUGCUACGUGACAAGUUUUUACCAGAACAGUGACCCAGAACCAAGGGUUGAAAGCUUUAGGCCAAAGUACUGAUGAGGAUGUGUGCAGGGGAUUCUGUGCGGCCGUGUGGCCACAGCAGAGCAUCAAAGCUUACACAGAAACCUUUGCUGAGGGGCCCUGGCUCCUGGUCACCUUGUUUGGAACCUUACUGCUGAGCUCCUCAUACGCCCCACGCUUUGUCGGUCUCCUGCAGUACCUUUGCUACCCAUCUUUUCCCACUAGGGCCACCCCUAGCCUAGCUCAUGACCCUGCUCCAAUCUGCCCACCCAGUAUAUUUUUGCUCAUAAUCUACUGUGCGCGGGUAACCACCUCAAACCUGUAAUGAGUUAUAAGCCAUACAAUAAAAUAUUCAUGAGUCCUUA
Meriones unguiculatus (Mongolian gerbil) is the source of this 3302-nucleotide messenger RNA. RefSeq names its product actin related protein 1B (gene Actr1b). NCBI's taxonomy places the organism in Eukaryota, Metazoa, Chordata, Mammalia, Rodentia, Muridae. The record is from RefSeq and is a predicted model, not a curated record. The coding region runs from base 133 to 1263 and encodes 376 amino acids. The transcript has 11 exons.